UAAGUUUAGACACAAAAAAUAUAUCUGGGAUUUUGUUUAGUAAAUUAAAAUUGUAAAAUCAAUUACUUAACACAUCGCCUAAUUACUUGAAGAUACAUUACAUAAGUAGAAAAGGCUAUAUUUGAGUUAAUGAUGCAGAAAUGCUCCUUGUGUAAUAAACCAUGUCAUCAUACGAUCUUUUAACCACACAGAUCGUGAGAAAUGCAAGAGUUAAAUAGCUUGGUCUUUCAACAAACUACACUUGAAAACUUAAAAUGCGACUAUCUUAAAGGCUUUUUCUUGAGAUAUUCCACUUUUGUAAUAAUUGAGCGAUAAGCAACUUUAUGGGAACCUUUUAAAAUCUUAACAUGUAACUCCAUCCUACAACUGAAAUGAAAAGGCACAACAACCCAAACAGCAAGCUUCCCACGCGAAUCUGUCAAGAGCGCUUAUUCGGCUCCGUAAUUGAUGGGGUCCUUUUGGAAAGCCGGAAGCAAUCUCCUGGCUGGUGGCCAGCACUUCCUCAUUUCUACGACAGUGGGUUAGUGGUAUCCACAUCAAGACUGCAGCACAUUCACCGGUGCAAGCCAACCACCCAGCCAAGAGCCCAUUAUUCCGAGAGGCAGGCCAACCACAGACCAGAGUGAAACCAGUUUUGGGGCGCUAAAGAGCGGGUCAGCCCCCGCUUAAGCUCUCUUAGCUGUUUAGUCCGCCGAAUGCUGGCUUCGCAGCCGAAAUUCGGUAUUACGAUUUGCACAUUCGCCAAUUGGGCUUGGGAGUCUGAAGCGGUCGCUUGGUGUCUAAACAACGUAGUCGCGCUUGCCCAACUUAACCCAGUAUCACAUCACCUGUACUCCACCAGAGAUGAGUGAUUGUAAGUGAGUGAGUGAGUGACACACACUGCAGUGACUCCAAAGGAAAGGUCAGUGGCUCAGUGACCCCUAAGUGAUCCCCGGACGCAAUGAGAUUGAUCUGGCUGCAGCUCCUGGCUGCUGGGGGAGCCCUCUACCUGUCCAUCGGUUGUGCAAUGGCAUCGGCUGCCAAGGCGUCCACAAACCGCGGAGUUGCACAAUCACUCCCGCUCCCAGCUCCACAGCCCGACCACGAAGCAUCGGCGGUUUCAGGAGCGGAUCAGGCCAGGCGGGAGAAGCAGGGGACAUCCAACCAGCGGAGGGUCGUCCGGCGGCGCAGGCCGUCCUCCACCACAACAACCUCUUCCACCAGUACCACCACCACCUCAACAACAACAACCUCAACCACAACGACGACCACAACUCCGCGACCCACCUUGGCCAACGGCUUCAACUUCUUUAAUCCGAACUUCUGGAGCUUUGGCCAGCAGAGUCUGGUGGCAGUGCGUCCGCCACCCAAGCAGCCCCAUCCACCUAAGAAGUUCACUCCCAAGGAGGAGAAGACCAGCCAACGAAAGCCAUCCAAGACCACCAGGAAACCUGGAAAUCCGAGAACUACUACAACGAGAAGCCGAAGUAGUACCUCCACAACAACAACUACCAUAAAACCCACUACGGAUGGACCUUGUAUUGCCCUGCCUACCCUGAACUUUGCCAGCGAUACUAAGAAUAGGGAAAAUGACAAGGAGAAGGGCAAGCGGGCGGCGGCAGAGCUCCGAUUGAAAUUCGAUUGCCCGCGGGAGAAUGAGGUGAGGUUCCAACUCUUCCCCAAGAUUUGCAAGGCCGAUCGGGACUGCGCCGUGUGGCAGCGGGAUGAGCUGUGCUGCGACAUCUUCGGAGCCAGCAGCUGUGUCUCCGGGGUUCCAAAGCCCCUGGAGGAGACGCCACAUGCACCCAUCCUGGGUUUGAUACCUCGCAAGUGUCCCAGUAGACCGCUGGCGGAACUCUGGUGGGAUGUCCAGGAGUGCACGACGGAUAUGGACUGCUGGCCACGGGUCUGCUGUCCGGAUGGCCGGAGAAGGUACUGCCGCACCUCGCAGCCGGAGCUUGAAACAGCUCCAGUGCCAGUAAGGCGCUCCUUUGACUACCUUACGGAGUACCUGGAGUGCACCGCACCACCUCCGCCCAUUUUCGACCUUCAUCCCAAGGCGUGCACCUCCACUUUGGACUGUUUUCCCAAUGUGUGCUGCCAGGAGGCGGGACUUCGGCACUCGCCGCCCAAGAAGUCCGUGCUCACACUGAUGGCAAAUUUCCUGAACGUGGACUUUGUGAAGCGACUGGCCCAGAAUAUCGUUAUCAAGUAGGCCGCGAAUUUCCCACUAUUUUCUACCUUGUGUGUGCUGAGUGCUUCGAGCGCCUUCUAUAAAACCUUUCGAAACUACCGUGAUAUCUCGCCCAUAUUUGUUUGGCCACGCUGAUAACCAAAAAGAAGACAAGCCCACACAUCUCUGUACAUAUUACAUGCGUUUCAUAUACCUUUACUGCGCACUUUGUGUACCCCAAUCGAUUCCCCGUAAUCCUCCAUUAAUGUUCACCUAGCCUAGUAUUAGACGUAAGCGCAUUCAUAGGCUAACAAAGUAAAUGCGAACUAUAAACUCUGAA
This is a messenger RNA of Drosophila suzukii, 2492 nucleotides long. RefSeq lists its product as uncharacterized. Lineage: Eukaryota; Metazoa; Arthropoda; Insecta; Diptera; Drosophilidae. The record is from RefSeq and is a predicted model, not a curated record.